AAAAAAUCAAAAAUUAAAAGAUAGAUAGGUAAAAGAAUUAAUAAAUCUUAAAGAUCAGUUUAAAGAAAGCAAGGAAUGAAAAACAACAGCUAUAAUUACUCAAAUAGCAAUAGCAAUUUGAAUGGCAAUAAUCAUAAUAAUUUUUUGUUUGAAACUAAUUAUCAAAUACCUUAGCAAAAUAAUUCUAUAAUAAGCGCAACUAACGAGCAUUCUAGGAACUACUCAGAAUCCUAAGCAAUCCUCGAAGGUGCUAAAACUUAAGGAAAUUUUUUUUCUUCACGUAGUAAUAAUCACACUCCAUCAAGUUCAAAUCUUUAGCUUGAAAAAUUAAAAAAGGAAUUAGCAAAAGUUAAAAAGCAUAAUUCUAAGAGCCGCUCAAAAAGCAGAAAUGGUGGAAACUAAUCUCUUAAGCAUGUUUCAGCUAAUCUUAAAAACGAAAUAAUAUCAAGAUAUAGAGCUAAACCUGAGCAACCUUAUAAUCAUUCAGAGAAGUAAAACUAGUAGUAGUAUUAAAAUAUAAAUAAUUAGUAAAAAGGGCUUUCACGCUCAUCUUCAAAUAUAAUUCUUCAACAAGCACUCUAAAAUAAUGAAAAAUGCGUUAAUACUAAGGUAUUCGCUAGAUUCAGACCUUUAAAUAAAAUUGAAAUCGAACUGACAAAAAAUGAAAUAGGAAACGAUUGCUGUCUUUACCCUGAUGAAAAAACUGUUGUUUUAAUGCCAGAUUCAACAGUCUUUACGAUGGAUUAUGUCUUUGACCCAAACACAUCUUAGCAUAAAAUUUAUGAAGCAGUAGGAAGAGAAACAAUCACAGAUGUAAUGAAUGGAUACAAUGGUACCAUCUUUGCAUAUGGUUAAACAGGUUCAGGAAAAACAUAUAGUAUGUUCGGUGAUAUUUACAAUAAAAACCUAAAAGGUUUAAUACCACGAUCCAUCGAACAUAUUUUUCAAACCAUCAACCAAUGUGAUAUGGAUAUUGAGUUUAUUCUAACUUGCUCUAUGCUCGAAAUUUACAAAGAAAAUCUUCAUGAUUUACUUUGCAUUUAAAAAUGUGAUUUAAAAAUAAAGGAAUCUCCCACAAGAGGUAUUUACGUAGAAGGCCUCACUUAAUUAAGUGUUGGAACAGAAAAUGAAUUGCUCACUAUGCUAGAAUUAGGUGAAUAGGCUAGAAAAGUAGCAGCUACUAGAAUUAAUCAAUAUAGUUCUCGUUCACACACAAUUUUUAUGUUAGAAAUAAAGUAAAGAUACCCAAAUGAUACUGAAAAAAAGGGAAAAUUGAACUUAGUUGAUUUAGCAGGUAGUGAAAAAGUAGGUAAAACCGGAGCAAUAGGUGAUAUUUUAGAAGAAGCAAAAAAAAUUAAUUUAAGUUUAAGUUGUCUCGGUAAUGUUAUUCAUUCUCUUACAACUAAUUCUGAGCAUAUUCCCUACAGAGACUCAAAAUUAACUAGAAUACUCUAAGAAAGUCUUGGUGGUAAUUUUAAAACUUCUCUUCUUGUAACAUGUUCUAGCCAUUCAAGCUCUUUAGAAGAAACCUUAUCUACUUUGAAAUUUGCUACCAGAGCCAAAUCAAUAAAAAAUCAUUUUAAAAUGAAUAUCAAAAACUCUCCUGAAGCACUUCAAAGAAUAAUCCAAUAACUCAAAAAAGAUUUAAUGGAAGCAAAACAUGAAUUAGACAGAGUAAAAAAAUUUUAAGAAGUGACCAUUCCAAAUGAAGAAACUAUUAAUAAGCUUCCUUCUUAAUACGACACAGCAACAUACAUGAAUAUGAACAAAUCUGUAUUUAAAAAGGGCGAGUCUUAGUAUAACUCUACACAAGAUAACUCCUCUUCAACAACUAUUUCUAACAACGCUUAUAAAAAAUAUGGAGGUGAGAACAUUUCAGAAGAAGAAUACUCUAAUCUUGAUCAUGUUCAAAAAAAUAUUAUUCUUUAAGAAAGAGUAGAUAACCAGAGCUCAGAAAUUUAAGAUUUAAAACAACUUCUGUAGGAAUAUGAGAAUACAAUUCAAAGGUAGGAAACUUAAAUAGCAAAGUUGAAAAAAGAAAAUUUGUAACUGCAAGAUAAAUUGUCAUAAGCUCAACAAGAUAAAUAGACAUUACAUUCUAAAAUUUAAACUUCAAACAUGACAUCUGAGUAAGAACUUAAUCAAAGAGCUAAAUAGAUUGCUCAAUUAUAAUAAUCGUUAAAGAACUAUGAAUAAAUUGCAUAGGAUUAUUUAAAGCUCAAGUCUCAAUAGGCUGAAUAAAAUUUUGCAACUGUGCUAGAAUUAGCUAAAUACAAUAUGAAUAAUCUUGAGCAGUAGUAAUAAGAGAUUUUAGAAAAGAAGCAGGAAAGUUAACUAAAAGUGAAAUCUAACAUUCAGCAAGUAUUGAAAGAUGUAAAAUAAUGUGUCUUCAAUCAGAAGAUUUCAAAGUGUAGAUUCUAAGAGCUCAUUAAAAAUAUCGAAUAAUAACUUAUUAAUUAGAAUAAUUCUUAAAUUUCCUAAGACACACAAUAAGACAGUUCUACUAAUUUGAAUUUGCUUUACCUAGAAAUUAUGAGAUUUGAUACAUUACAUUCCAGCUUAGAAUGCAAUAUUAGAUCUUUAGAAAUAUAAGAAUCACUUAAUUAUCAAAAGAAUAAAAUAAUUAAGAGCAAGUAUCUACAUGAAAUAGACACUUCUAAUAAUCUAUAAGGUAUUUUAGAGAAGGCAAAAAAAACUCACGAAAUUCUUAGAUAAAGAAUAGAUAACUUGGAAGAAGAAUCUAUUAAAUAUUAAGAAAAAAUAGGAAUAGAUUAAAGCAGCCCUGAUAAGAAAAAAAGUAAGAUAGUCUAAAGUGUGCAUAACAAUAACUAGAAAUAAAACAUUUCUAAACAGUCUUUGCUUACCAAGAAUUCUGCAACUUAAUUAUAUUAAGCAAUUUAGGAGCUUAUAAUAGAUGAGUUAUAAUUCUAAAAAUAAUAAUGUGGAAUCGUUGACGUUGAUGGUCUUUGUAAUUAAAUUUACUAAGAAGGACUUCAAACCUAGCUUAAAGAAAAAAUAUCAGAAAUAAUUGCUGAAUAUAAUGAAAGUAAAGUUGAAAAUAACAUAUAAGGAGAGAAUCUCAAUAUUAGCUAACUUAUAUAUAUUAGUGAGAAUAAAAGACUAUAAGACAAAAUAUUGGUUAUGAUUAACGAAUUAGAGCUUUCAAAUAAAAAAAUAGAGAUUAUUGAAGCAGAAUUAAAAAAGAAGAGUAGUGAAGUAGUUUAAAUUAAUGAAAUCCUCAAAAGCACACAAAAGUCUUUUGAGAAGCUACAAAAAGAAGAAUACAGCAAAUUAAGAUAGUAAAUAGAAGAAUCUCAUAAACCUAUUUAUUAAGAGAUUUUAGAUUUCUUUAAGAGAUAGAAUUCUUUUGCUGAUGCAUUUGAGUCAAAGUCUCUUACAUAUUAAAUUUAAAUGGCCUCUAUUAACAAUACCAACUCUAGCUAAAACCAAAGCUCAUAAAGCUCAUCUACAAACCUUUAAAUGUAAUAGUAGUAAUAGCAGUAACCCUAAUAAUAAUAGUAAAUUUUAUAGUAAUAAGGAUAAAAACAGCUUUUAUCAAAUCAAAAUUCAAACUAAAAUAAAUAAAAUUAAAAAUCUUAAAGUUUAUCAUCAUAGCCUUAUUAACAGUAGUCAAUAAUAAAUAAUAACUGGAAUACGGUUUAUAACAAUUAAAAUUCAAAACCUAAUUAAUAGAACAGUAAUAAUUUAAGUAAUGCAAAUAACCCUGCUACAAACAACUCACUUUAUACAAAUGGAAUAAAGUAAAGCAACAAUACAACUCAGUUUGGUAAUCUAAGUCUAUAAAGUACAUAAAAAAAUCCAUCAAUAAAUCUUGGAUUUAGAUAUGAUUACUCUUUCUUAUCUGAUGCUCAAAAAUAAUCCAAUAAAAAUGAGAACAAUAAAAAUUAAUAAUAAUAUUCAACUAAAUAUUGA
This is a messenger RNA of Tetrahymena thermophila SB210, 3933 nucleotides long. Its product is annotated as kinesin motor catalytic domain protein. The record is from RefSeq and is a predicted model, not a curated record. Lineage: Eukaryota; Ciliophora; Oligohymenophorea; Hymenostomatida; Tetrahymenidae. The transcript is spliced from 12 exons. Gene Ontology annotation, biological process: microtubule-based movement. Gene Ontology annotation, molecular function: microtubule binding; plus-end-directed microtubule motor activity; ATP binding.